GCUUGAUUGGUGGUAAUAACAUCGAUAAGAGGCUGGCAGUUACUUCUGUUCUAACCAUCUACUUCAUAAUUGUGAAUAUUAACUAUGCAUCUUUGUUGGCCAGCAAAACCAAGGAACAAGAGCGAUGGCAGUUGAAAAAGUCUAUCUAAUUCCAGGGUAUUUUUCCUGGGUUUCGUCAUCAGAGACCUUCUCUUUUUCUUCUCAACGACAAUGCAGUACCUUUUAUUUUUUGAGGAAGAUUAAGGAGAUGUUCUUUGGUCAACAACCAGAACUUAAAAUCUGCUGGAAUAGAGUCAGAGACCAUUUCAAUUAUAGCUGAGGAAAAUGAAAUUUCCAUUUUAUAUGGUGCCUUGUACAGUCAACGUACUAACUCUUAAGAAAAUGUAUGAGUAAAAAGAGGUUGAAUUUUUCCUAUUAGAAACUCAUGGUUAUGGCGAGUGACCCAACGUGAUCAGAGGGGGCAAGAGCCACAGAGGAACUCAUGACGGGCUAUACCAUGUUACGGAAUGGGGGAGUGGGGAAUGGAGGUCAAACCUGUAUGUUACGGUGGUCCAACCGUAUUCGACUCACAUGGCUCAGUUUUACACUUGUCAUCAUUCUGGUUUUUUUCCCACUCAUUGCUCACUAUUAUCUCACCACUCUGGAUGAGGCUGAUGAAGCAGGCAAGCGGAUUUUUGGUCCACGGGCUGGUAAUGAACUAUGUGAGGUAAAACAUGUAUUGGAUCUUUGUCGCAUUCGUGAGUCUGUAAGUGAAGAGCUCUUACAGCUGGAAGCCAAGCGACAGGAGCUGAACAGUGAAAUUACCAAGCUGAAUCUGAAGAUUGAAGCCUGUAAGAAAAGUAUUGAGAAUGCCAAGCAGGACCUACUUCAGCUCAAGAAUGUCAUUAGCCAGACUGAGCAUUCUUACAAAGAGCUGAUGGCCCAAAAUCAGCCCAAACUUUCUCUCCCCAUCCGGUUGCUCCCCGAGAAGGAUGAUGUUGGUCUUCCUCCUCCAAAGGUCAUACGAGGUUGUCGUCUGCACAAUUGUUUUGAUUAUUCUCGUUGCCCUCUCACCUCUGGUUUUCCAGUCUACGUUUAUGACAGUGACCAGUUUGUUUUUGGCAACUAUCUGGAUCCCUUGGUCAAGCAGGCUUUUCAGGCUACAGCAAGAGCCAACGUUUAUGUUACAGAAAAUGCUGACAUUGCCUGCCUUUAUGUGAUACUAGUGGGAGAAAUGCAGGAGCCGGUAGUACUGCGCCCUUCUGAAUUUGAGAAGCAGUUGUAUUCUCUACCCCAUUGGCGGACAGAUGGACACAACCAUGUCAUCAUCAAUCUGUCACGGAAGUCAGAGACACAGAAUUUACUAUAUAAUAUCAGUACAGGCCGUGCCAUGGUUGCUCAGUCCACUUUCUAUGCUGCCCAGUAUAGACCUGGCUUUGAUUUGGUAGUAUCUCCACUAGUCCAUGCCAUGUCAGAGCCCAACUUUAUGGAAAUCCCACCACAGGUGCCAGUUAAGCGGAAAUAUCUUUUCACCUUCCAGGGUGAGAAGAUCGAAUCAUUGAGAUCCAGCCUUCAGGAGGCCCGCUCCUUUGAAGAAGAAAUGGAGGGUGACCCCCCAGCUGACUAUGAUGAUCGUAUCAUUGCCACCUUAAAGGCAGUACAGGACAGCAAGCUAGAUCAGGUUCUAGUAGAAUUUACCUGCAAAAACCAGCCUAAACCCAGCCUGCCUACUGAGUGGGCAUUGUGUGGGGAGCGGGAGGACCGCUUAGAAUUACUGAAGCUUUCCACCUUUGCCCUCAUCAUCACUCCUGGGGAUCCUCAUUUGGUUAUUUCAUCUGGGUGUGCAACACGGCUAUUUGAAGCCCUGGAGGUUGGAGCUGUCCCAGUUGUGUUGGGGGAGCAAGUACAGCUUCCUUACCAGGACAUGUUACAGUGGAAUGAGGCAGCCCUGGUGGUGCCCAAGCCACGUGUUACUGAGGUUCAUUUCCUGUUACGAAGUCUUUCUGAUAGUGAUCUACUGGCUAUGAGGCGUCAAGGCCGCUUUCUUUGGGAGACUUACUUCUCCACCGCUGACAGUAUUUUUAAUACUGUGCUGGCUAUGAUUAGGACCCGCAUACAGAUCCCAGCUGCUCCCAUACGGGAAGAGGCAGCAGCUGAGAUCCCCCAUCGUUCAGGCAAGGCGGCUGGAACUGACCCCAACAUGGCUGACAAUGGGGACCUGGACUUAGGGCCAGUAGAAACAGAGCCCCCUUAUGCCUCACCCAAAUACCUCCGCAAUUUUACUUUGACUGUCACUGACUUUUACCGCAGCUGGAACUCUGCUCCAGGGCCUUUCCAUCUUUUUCCUCACACACCCUUUGACCCUGUGUUGCCCUCAGAGGCCAAAUUUUUGGGCUCAGGCACUGGAUUUCGGCCUAUUGGUGGUGGAGCUGGGGGUUCUGGCAAGGAGUUUCAGGCUGCACUUGGAGGCAAUGUUCCACGAGAGCAAUUCACAGUAGUAAUGUUGACUUAUGAGCGGGAGGAAGUGCUUAUGAACUCUUUAGAGAGAUUGAAUGGCCUCCCUUACCUAAACAAGGUUGUGGUGGUGUGGAAUUCUCCCAAGCUACCAUCAGAGGACCUUCUGUGGCCUGACAUUGGCGUCCCUAUCAUGGUGGUCCGGACUGAGAAGAACAGUUUGAACAAUCGAUUCUUGCCCUGGAAUGAAAUUGAGACAGAGGCCAUCCUCUCUAUUGAUGACGAUGCUCAUCUUCGCCAUGAUGAAAUCAUGUUUGGCUUCCGGGUGUGGAGAGAAGCACGGGAUCGCAUUGUGGGUUUCCCAGGCCGUUACCAUGCAUGGGACAUUCCUCAUCAGUCCUGGCUCUACAAUUCAAACUACUCCUGUGAGCUGUCCAUGGUGCUGACAGGUGCUGCCUUCUUUCACAAGUAUUAUGCCUACCUGUAUUCUUACGUGAUGCCCCAGGCCAUCCGAGAUAUGGUGGAUGAAUACAUUAACUGUGAGGACAUUGCCAUGAACUUCCUUGUCUCCCACAUCACUCGGAAACCUCCUAUCAAGGUGACUUCGCGAUGGACUUUCAGAUGCCCAGGAUGCCCUCAGGCCCUGUCACAUGAUGACUCCCACUUUCAUGAGCGGCACAAAUGUAUCAACUUUUUUGUGAAGGUGUAUGGCUAUAUGCCCCUAUUGUACACUCAAUUCAGGGUGGACUCUGUACUCUUUAAAACUCGCCUUCCUCAUGACAAGACCAAGUGCUUCAAGUUCAUCUAGGGGAAUUGCAAGUUUUGGGGAGAGGGAUAGGCCGAGAGAGGAAGAUGGCUCCUAAGGUUCCUAGGUGUUGAAGGACCUUGGGGACAUCUGCUGGGUGGGUGGCCCAGACCUGCUGCUGAGAGUUUGGCAGGAGGAGUAGAAAAGAAAUAGCUGCCUUUAUCAUGAAGUCAGCCACACUGGGCCUAGGCAGGUUCUGAACUGCUCCCACUGGAUCCCUGGUCAGAAGGCACUGGGCUUCCCGAUACAGGGCACUGACUGAUAGCUUACACUGAGGACCAUGGGGACUCUGGAUAGUCACUCACUUAGUCAUAAGCCCAGGACGGCUGGUUUGUGAUUUUUAAAUUCAAUAACAACUAUUAUUAUUAUUUAAAAA
Molecule: messenger RNA, 3614 nt
Organism: Orycteropus afer afer
Lineage: Eukaryota; Metazoa; Chordata; Mammalia; Tubulidentata; Orycteropodidae
Gene: EXTL3
Product: exostosin like glycosyltransferase 3
Cellular component (GO): membrane
Molecular function (GO): glycosyltransferase activity
Source: RefSeq, a predicted model, not a curated record